AUGGUUCUUGACGUGCUCACCAUAGAUAUAGGCGGUAUCCUUGCCAUUCUCCUUGAAUGCAAGCUUGAAGAGUUAGGGGAUGGGGCCCUUGAGAAUAAUCACCUCCCGAUAAUUGGGAAGACAAUCACGCAGCUUUGCAAACUGACCAUUGCGAACGAAGGCCACCUUCCUUCGUCAUUGCCACACAAUCCCUUAGCACGACGGUCUCCUCUGGUCCAGAUCUGUCACGGUGCCCCUGGGUUCCUGGUCCUUUUAGCUCGCUCUCGAGGCAUUGCACGUCUAGCGAGCCUGGAGUGGGAGCCAUGUUGGGAUCAUGCAAUAUACCUCGCUAGCCAGCGGGUUUGGGAGCAAGGCCUCAUCUUUAAAGGAGGUGGCUUAUGCCAUGGCAUUGCAGGAAACGCAUGGCCUUUCCUAAUGCUUCACAACUUAUUUGAAUAUGGGCCUCAGGGCUCGAGAGCCGACAGGAUGGCGUUCAGCGAAAAACUGGCUCAGACACCACCGCCUCCUCAAAAGUACUCUGCUGACCAAUAUCUCUCGCGAGCACUGGCUUUCCUUCUGCAUGUCAGAAAGACACAGCCAUUUAAUACCCAUACGUACGAAGAGAGCAUCCAAUAUCGUAUGCCGGACCAUCCUUAUAGCCUCUACGAGGGGCUCUCCGGCACAAUGGUCGCUUGGGCAGAAGCAUGCGUGGUUAUUGUAGCUCGCCUGCGAAAGAUGGAAGUGGACGAGGUUGUGGGACACGGUGCCUAUCAUACUGAUGGAGCUUUUUGUCGAGAUUUGCGCCAUGUGCUGGGGAUUCCUGGCAUUGCAGUCCAGGGAUAUAUAUAA
Molecule: messenger RNA, 828 nt
Organism: Trichophyton rubrum CBS 118892
Lineage: Eukaryota; Fungi; Ascomycota; Eurotiomycetes; Onygenales; Arthrodermataceae
Exons: 1
Coding region: 1-828 (275 amino acids)
Biological process (GO): carbohydrate metabolic process; peptide modification
Cellular component (GO): plasma membrane
Source: RefSeq, a predicted model, not a curated record